Cynoglossus semilaevis (tongue sole) is the source of this 1150-nucleotide messenger RNA. RefSeq names its product proteasome inhibitor subunit 1 (gene psmf1). The record is from RefSeq and is a predicted model, not a curated record. NCBI's taxonomy places the organism in Eukaryota, Metazoa, Chordata, Actinopteri, Pleuronectiformes, Cynoglossidae. The transcript has 7 exons. Gene Ontology annotation, molecular function: proteasome binding; endopeptidase inhibitor activity. Gene Ontology annotation, biological process: proteasome-mediated ubiquitin-dependent protein catabolic process. The coding region runs from base 147 to 989 and encodes 280 amino acids.
AACUGUUUGAACGGCCAGUAAAAAUAAAGAAGAGGAAUAAGCAGACUUCUGGUUUCACUUCUGCGGAACUGACCACAAAAACAAGAAGGUUUUUGUUUGCUUUUCUUUAAAUAUAUGAAGAUAAAUAUAAAGACUGUAAAUCGAAGAUGGCGGGUUUGGAGCUGCUGUUCACCUGCGUCUCUGACAGGAUCAAUUCUCCUCACGACGCUGUGGUUUGUUUCGUUCACUGGGAAAUGAUCAGCAGCGGUUUCCUCUGCCUGGGCACUGGAGACGAGCCCAGAGCCACAGAUAAGAAGUCGGAGCUGCUGCCUCCAGACUGGAGUAGCAACAAAGACGUCUACACCCUGAGAUACCAGGAGAAAAAGCCCAGCGCAGACCAGAAGCUGCUGCUGAAAGGUGUGACUGUGGACUCCACGCUCAUCUUCAACCUGAUGAACCUGAACACACAUCAGUUGUCAGACCUGACCGUAAACGUCCUUGAUCACGUGGACAUUGACCACCUGCACACCUUUGACAGUGUUUUCAAAGACGUAGACAGUUUGUCCAGAAAAGUAAAAAGCCAGCUGCUGACCUCACAGACCAGGCCCACACAUAGGGGGCGGAGUCAGCGGGAGGAUCAUCAGGAGGAGGAAGAGCAGAUGAGGAGGAGACAGCGGGGAGGAGAAGGCGAGGAUCCACUCGGUGUUCCUAUUAGACAUCCACAUCCUGGAACGCAUCCUCACUGGCCCCACCCACGGGUCCCUCCAUUAGCUGGAGGAGGAAGUGAUCUGAAUCCUUUUGGGUCUCGUAGUGGUGGUGGGAUGAUUAUGGACCCGAUGAGGUCUGGAUUUCGUGGCCCUGGUUUUGAUCCAACCAGGGGAAUUCCUGAUGUUCUUCCACCUGGAGCUGUUCCCCCUGGAGCUCGAUUCGACCCAUUUGGACCCAUUGGACGAGGCGGUCCAGACCCUGAUCAUCUUCCUCCUCCUGGAUUUGAUGACAUGUUCAUGUAGAUUCACCUCUUCCUGUUGCUCCUCACGUCAUCUCCUAAGGUUUAUGGAGAGAAGGGGGCUAAAGGAGGAGCUUGUUCCCUCUGUGGCUCAAACAUGAAAAAAGUGUCUGAUGUCUUUAAUGGUUGAAAAAAAAAAAUUAAACAGAAAACAAUUAAACCAAA